Messenger RNA from Rhopalosiphum padi (bird cherry-oat aphid), 2640 nucleotides. It is a transcript of the gene Marcal1, whose product is annotated as SWI/SNF-related matrix-associated actin-dependent regulator of chromatin subfamily A-like protein 1. The transcript is spliced from 13 exons. Gene Ontology annotation, molecular function: ATP binding; ATP-dependent chromatin remodeler activity. Gene Ontology annotation, biological process: replication fork processing; DNA repair. NCBI's taxonomy places the organism in Eukaryota, Metazoa, Arthropoda, Insecta, Hemiptera, Aphididae. Gene Ontology annotation, cellular component: nuclear replication fork. Bases 531 to 2501 code for a protein of 656 amino acids. The record is from RefSeq and is a predicted model, not a curated record.
UUGAAGAAUUUGAGAUAACUGAGAAAGAAGUUGCGAGCCGUCGUUCGUCUUAACUUGUUUUUAUAAUAAUUCUAAACUGGCAUGUGACAUGACGUCUAGUGUGCUAUAACUUAUAAUAAUAUAAUAAUAUAAUAUAUAAUUUAAUAUAUGUGGUUUACCUAAUGAAUAUUCUUACAGUAUCUAUUCUUCUAGUAUCACAUACAAUUAUCAUUUUCGAUACCUAACGCAUAAGCUAUUAAUUUAAAUGAUUCCGAUAAGUUUUGAAUACUGGAAUACAGUAUCCGUGUAUUACCUAAUAAAUUAUUAAAUAGUAUCACAACAAUAAUUUUACUGUUAUUUCAUUACAUAUGUUAGUCAAUUUGUUUCUGUCAAAUAACUUAACAUGGAACACUUUGUAUACACAAUUAAUUGUGACGUUGAAAUGCCUCUAGAAGUACAAUUGAACUAAAAUAUGUACCUUUUAUCAGAAUAUUUAGUAAUCGCUAAAUAAGUGAAGUUAAACUUAGUUAUUCAAAGUUAGAAGAUUCAACAUGUCAAGUUUAACCGACGAACAGCGUAAAAUGAUUGAAACGAAUAAAAAAGCUGCACAAGCAAAAUUAGCAGCAAAAUUGGCACUUAGAAGUAUACCUCAGCAAGCUAUGAGUAAUAGUAAUCAAUGCACAUUAUCAAAAACUGGAGUAGUUGUAUUGCCAUCACCUAAUGGAAAAUCUAUCCGUAUAAAUUAUAAUAAUAUUUCACAAAAUUCUAAAUCUAAACCUGUUCAUGGUACUUGUGAAAUUAUAUCUAAAGAACGGUUUACUGUACAUGUUACCUAUCAUCAACAAUUAAUCGAUACAUUUAAAACAAUAUUAAGUAGAAAUUAUGAUUCAAAAACAUCAGAAUGGUCAUUCCUUAUAAAAGACCAUGAUCAACUUAUGAUAAGUAUAAAAUCUCUUGAGCCUCAUGUCAAAAUAGAAAAAUUACCUAACUUUGUUUUAAAAUUGUUUAAAACUAAAGAAGGUGUUGAAACACAUUGGUCAAAAACUGACAUAAGUAGUAUUGGUGAUGAUAUGCUUGAUAAUCUUUAUCCAUUUCAAAAGCUUGGAGUCCAGUUUGGAAUAUCCAAAAAAGGUCGAUGUAUUAUUGCAGAUGAUAUGGGCUUAGGAAAGACCAUACAAGCUAUAGGGAUUGUAAAAUAUUACUUAGAUAAUUUUCCUUUACUCAUUGUUUGUCCUUCAAGUAUGAGGUACACGUGGGAAGAGGAAAUCCGUUUAAGAAUGCCAAAUGUUCCUGUAACUGGGAUUUGUGUAUUAUCCAAGAUUAAUGAACAAUUUAUUGAUCCAGCUGUUGUUAUUACUUCAUACGAUUUGAUGACCAAAAAAAAAGAUAUGCUUUUAAAAUUAAAAUUUGGGAUUAUUGUAUUUGACGAAAGCCACAGUUUAAAAAGUGAUAAAUCAGCCCGGACAAAAGUAGCACUUUCUUUAGCAAUGCAAAGUAAGCAGUGUAUAUUGUUAAGUGGUACUCCUGCUUUGUCAAGACCAAUUGAACUUUAUAGUCAGAUUAAAGCAAUAACACGAAAUAACUUUCUGACUCCAAUCGAGUAUGGUGUUCGUUACUGCAAUGGACAAGAAACAAAUUAUGGUUGGGACUUUACAGGCGCUAGUAAUAUGAAAGAGUUAAAAAUUGUUCUAGAAACACAUUAUAUGAUUCGUCGUUUAAAAAGUGAAGUAUUAAAGCAGUUACCACAAAAAAUUAGGAAUGUAGUAGUCUUGAAACCAGAAAAUAUCAAAGCUCGAAGUCAAAACAUGGAUGAUUUAGAAGUUAUGAUGACAAAUAAAUCCCUCAAGAAAAUGGAAGUUCGUGGUGCUUUAUUAAAAUAUUUUAAUCAUACUGGAGAAGCAAAAUUGCCUGCUAUUUGUGAUUAUAUUCUGAAUUUGCUUAAAGAAGGAAAAAAAUUUUUAGUAUUUGCUCAUCAUCAAAAAGUUAUUAAUGGUAUAUGUGAUGUCCUAGAGAACAAUGAAACUUAUUAUAUUCGAAUUGAUGGUAAAACAUCAUCAGAAGAAAGAAAAAGCGUGUGUGACCAAUUCCAAAGUGAAGAUAUGUAUAGAGUAGCUGUUCUUUCAAUUUGUGCAGCUAAUUCUGGUAUUACAUUAACUGCAGCAAAGCUUGUUAUAUUUGCUGAACUUUACUGGAAUCCCGGUAUUUUAACACAAGCUGAAGAUCGUGCUCAUCGUAUUGGUCAAGCAGAAGCAGUGACUAUACAAUAUCUUUUAGCAAAAGGUACGGCAGAUGAUCAUAUUUGGCCAUUGAUUCAGUCCAAAUUAAUUGUUUUAAAUAAAGCCGGUCUCAGUAAAGAUAAUUUUAAAGAUGAUAGUACUACAGUUAUUAAUUGUUCAACUAAAUCAAUUCAAAUGAACAUUCUCGAUUUCUUAAAUGACGAUGAUGCUGAACUAGAUGAAAAUGAUUUGAAAUUUUUGGAUGAAAUUGAAGAAUCUCAAUGCAAACGUCCACGCAAAUGUUAAUUUUUUUAUUUUUAUAUAUCAUCACAUUUUUGUAUCAAAGUGAAUAAAGAAUUAGUUAUAAUAUAUCACUAAAUGUUGAAUAUAUACUUAUGUAUACAAUUAAUGUACUUACCUAGUGAAUAAAAAUAAUUUUGGUUUA